AGCAACUACAAAUGGGUUUUUGAAGCAUUUGGCAGACAAGUCUUUUGACCCCUUCACCGCCUUCCAAAAUACCUCUCUCUCUCCCAAAAUACAGAGAUAAGAAAUACCUCUUCACCGCCUUCUAGGGUUUGCUCUGAUUUUCUCCACGGAGCGAAUCAGAGCAAAUCAGCUCCUGUCAAUCUUUGCUCUAGUACUCUUAAUCCUCUCACAGGGUUUUUCAAUGAUCUUGUUAUAGUUAGAUCCCGUUUUCUCUCGGAUUUAAUUUCUAGAUCUAGAAAUUUCUCUUUUGUUCUUUUAGUUUCAUACCAGGGUACUGUUUUCUCUCAAGAUGAAAGGUUGGGUUUUGUUCUUCUGCUUCGAAGAAAGCAACACAUAUCAUCAUCUUCUGUGCUCAUGUAUCGGAUUUUAUUUGGUCUUGUUCUAGUUUCUGCUAAAGGCUUGUCCAGCUUCUCUAACAGGGGUUUCUCUAGUUCAUAUUUGCUUUUUUGUGGUGUAAUAAUUGUGAUUUGCAACAACUAUUUUCUCCACGGCAAGCUACUCCGGCAGGUACCAGAUUUGGAUGAAAGUCAAGAUAUUGUUGUAUCAACUAGGGAAGAAUGUUGUGUUGUAAUCGGUGAUUGUUAUCCCCAGGAGGUACCUGGUUUACCAACUAGGGUUAAUUAUUCUUUAGAUCUUGUGAUUGUGUCUGUAAUUUUGAUUGUAUGGGUUGUUUGUAAACUGAUGAUUUUAUGCUUGAAGUUUGGUGAUGAUCUUCUUCUAGAGAUAUAUUACCCCAUCUUUGGUUUGCAUUUUCUGGCCGGUGGAGGAGCUCUGACGAGUGGAAUUUGCACGCCGUGCGAAGAAUGGAUCAGUUUUGGAUUUUUCGCAUCUCUCCUUGUGGAGGAGGGGUUGUCAGUUGUAUUGGAAAAAAAUUCAUCCGAGUCUGAUCAUGCACCAACGAUCAGCUCUCCCGUAUAGAGUUGCGGGUGUUACUGUUACCGUCACUGUUACCGUUUGAUGGCCCGGUCACUAUUAUUGGAUUAUGGUUACAGGAUUCUGGUUACGAGAUUCUACUGUUUGGAAAUCGCAUAGCGUUGUAUUUACUGAUUUUGUGUAUGUUCUGUAACUUCAAGGUUUUUAUUAAGGGAUUUGCAUGUAUAUUAUUACAUAUACGGUAGUUAAAUUAGAAUCUUGUAUGUUAGGAAACAUAUUAAUUUAGCAAAAAAAUUUCACCAUAUUUGUAAAGGCGUAUUAGG
Molecule: messenger RNA, 1235 nt
Organism: Papaver somniferum (opium poppy)
Lineage: Eukaryota; Viridiplantae; Streptophyta; Magnoliopsida; Ranunculales; Papaveraceae
Exons: 2
Coding region: 394-957 (187 amino acids)
Source: RefSeq, a predicted model, not a curated record